This is a messenger RNA of Mesocricetus auratus (golden hamster), 2993 nucleotides long. It is a transcript of the gene Cers3, whose product is annotated as ceramide synthase 3. NCBI's taxonomy places the organism in Eukaryota, Metazoa, Chordata, Mammalia, Rodentia, Cricetidae. Gene Ontology annotation, biological process: ceramide biosynthetic process. Bases 139 to 1296 code for a protein of 385 amino acids. The transcript has 11 exons. Gene Ontology annotation, cellular component: membrane. Gene Ontology annotation, molecular function: DNA binding; sphingosine N-acyltransferase activity. The record is from RefSeq and is a predicted model, not a curated record.
UCCGCAAGAAUUUCAGGGCUUACGUACAGAAGAGGUGUGUUGCUCUCUGAUGAGAACAGAGUCGGCUGGGAGGGGAAGCCUCUCCGGUUGCUCCUCAUAGGCGAGGAACAUCGUGUGCAGCCUGCCGCUUUGGGAAGAAUGUUCCAGGCAUUUAAAGAAUGGUUCUGGUCGGAGAAAUUCUGGCUUCCUCCGACAAUAAAGUGGUCAGAUCUCGAAGACCAUGAUGGGCUUAUCUUUGUUAAAGCUUCGCAUUUGUACAUGACAAUUCCAUAUGCCCUUCUCUUGAUGAUCGUCAGAUACUUCUUUGAAAAGUUUGUUGCUACACCUCUAGCAAAUGCAUUUGGCAUUCAAAAGACAGUGCAUAAAAUUAAGCCAAAUGCCAUCUUAGAGAAUUUUUUCAAGCAUUCCACAAGUCAACCAUCACAUACUGAUGUUUAUGGACUGGCAAAGAAGUGUAACUUGGCAGAACGCCAGGUUGAGAGAUGGUUUAGGAGUCGGCGGAAUCAAGACAGGCCUUGCAGGAUGAAGAAAUUCCAGGAGUCUUGCUGGCGAUUUACAUUUUACUUAAUGAUAACUGUGGCUGGAGUUGCAUUUCUUUAUGAUAAACCAUGGGCUUAUGACCUCUGGGAGGUUUGGCAUGACUAUCCCAAGCAGCCUCUGCUGCCAUCCCAGUACUGGUACUACAUUUUGGAGAUGAGUUUUUAUUGGUCACUGCUGUUUAGCCUGGGUUAUGAUAUCAAGAGGAAGGAUUUCCUUGCUCAUGUCAUCCACCACCUGGCUGCCAUUAGUCUGAUGAGCUUCUCCUGGUGUGCUAAUUAUAUCCGCAGUGGGACCCUCGUGAUGCUUGUGCACGAUGUGUCUGACAUUUGGCUGGAGUCUGCUAAGAUGUUUUCUUAUGCUGGAUGGAAGCAGACCUGCAAUACCCUGUUUCUCAUCUUCUCUGUCGUGUUCUUCAUCAGCCGAUUCAUUAUUUUCCCAUUCUGGAUUUUGUACUGCACCCUGAUUCUGCCUCUGUACUACCUCGAACCCUUCUUCUCAUACAUCUUCCUCAACUUCCAACUCAUGGUCCUGCAGGGCCUUCACCUUUACUGGGGUUAUUUCAUAAUGAAGAUGCUCAAUAGAUGCAUAUUCAUGAAGAACAUUCAGGAUGUGAGAAGUGAUGAUGAAGAAGAAGAGGAGGAAGAAGAGGAAGAAGAAGAAGACGAGGAGGGCACCAAAGGCAAAGGGACAGAUUACCUGAAGAAUGGCCUUGGGACCACCAAGCAUCUCAUUCCCAAUGGUCAGCACAGCAGCUAGCUUGAAGCUCUGGACUCCCAUGGCACAGUGUGCUGCCAGGCUAUUGGGUAGCUUACUCCCCAACAUACAGAGACCCCAGUUUGCCGUUUAUUUUAUUUUAUUUAAAUUGGGUCUCCUAUGUUACCCAAGCUGGCCUCCAACUCAAUCGUCCCGCCUUGUGAUAAAAUGUUCAAAAGUGGAAUAUCCACGGGUUUCCCCACAGUUAGACUCAGGCUGGCCGGGGAGGGGGGUCUGAGGUUUCUCCAGGCAGGUGUUAGUUUUUACUGUGUUCCCUCCUUAUAGAAUUUGAAGUCAUUGACUUUUUCAGGAACUCAUUUUGUCCGAAUUUUCUCACCUUCCCACCUUGCCCUUGUUCAGGGUGGUUUGACAAGUGCCCAGGAAACCCACUUUAUCCGGGUGUUCGGCCACAAUAGCACCUCAUCUUCCAAAAUUGUGUUUGAAGAGGCAAGAGGGCAGCAGCAGAAACACAGGGGAGGACAGGCUUCCAGGCCUUAUGGGCCACCUGGGGGCCUAGGCACUUGUCUCCAUGGUGCCUCUUGUCUCCAUGGUGCCUCUGCCCGCCUACUCUACUACCUCACAGGGUUGGAGUAAGGAUCAAAGGAAAUAUUAGAAGUAGGGUGCCAUAUCUUCUGCAGGUGUCAGUGGCCCUUAGGACCCCAGCUUUGACAAAAGAGAUAACCCUAGCUGAUGUUGGUAUGGAGUCCCCAUGUUAAAAAUGGUUCUUAGUGUGUAAGCUACCCAGAGAUGCCCAUGCACAGACAUCUGCUUCCAUUUGGAUUGGUAACUGUAUUGCUUAGAUGACCCCAGAGCCCACCUGGCAGGGCCCUGGAGCGUUGCUGGGAAGCUGCCCUGUGCUGUUGGCCCUGCGCCCCUUCCUCAAGCUUGAAGAGAUGCCAUGGGCUGUGAAAGUUGCUUGGGGGCCUCUGGGGAGAGUGGGAUCCAAGUGAGGUUGCUCACUGAGCCAUACCAUUCUGGAAGCCAGCCCCAGGGUGGCAUGUGUGGAAGCGCCAUACUCUGAAGGAAUUCUUGGGAGCAGAAAGUGGAAGCCAGGCUCUAGUCUUGGUAUCCAGCUCAUUCUGACUGCUGAGCAGUGAGCACCCAGCAGGCUGCCAGGCGCCUUGAGUAGUGAGGGUCCUUGAGUAGCGAGGGUCCUGUGCGCACUAAGUGGUCUGAGAGUUUCAGUUUUUAAUCUUAAAAGUGAUGUGUUUUUAAAACCUUCUGGCUAAGCGAAAACAAGCAAACAGAAACUCUUCAGAAUUCUGUUUCCAAAAAAAAGAAAGCUCUUGUUAAAGAUUUGUAGGCAAAACAGAAAAACAAGUCUCAAGUUAAUAAUACGUGUGUGUUUUUUGGUUUUUUGGUUUUUUAAAAUGUGUCCAGUUAACAAAGUAUUUUCCCUUGAUUUAUUUUGGGUUUCUUUCACUGCAGAACCUUUUCUUGCUUACAGUGAAAUAUUCUUUAUUGAUAUACCUUCAAACUUCUUUUUCUGCAUUUGACUGUGGAAGGUAAAACUGAUAUGUUAAUUUCAUAGCUCAAAGCACUAUAUACUUCAAAAGAGGUAGAGGUACACUCUAUUGCAGUAUUGGGGGCUCCUGUGGUAACCCCCUUUCCUAUAGCAAACAAUGGUUCAGAACUGUUCAAGGUGACUUUGUCAACUUCUAAGCCACAGUGACUUACAAUAAAAUGAAAACGAACCCCCA